AUGCACAAUUCGAAAGAGGACCUCGACAGAUUCUAUAAUAGUUCCAGAAGAACUUCAAGCAUAACUGUCCCUCCACAUGGAAUAAUCCCAGCAGUCUACAGCAUCGAGACGGGCUACAAUCCUGAUUGUCCUCAAGAGCAGAAUGGAAUUCACAAAUCUGUUAAAAUUAUUUUCGUACUUCUAAUUCUCACUGUACUUCUAGUCGGAUUCAUAUUUGCUAUUCUGUCAGUUACACGAUUAUCAAGGCACUGA
This is a messenger RNA of Caenorhabditis remanei, 252 nucleotides long. RefSeq lists its product as uncharacterized. The coding region runs from base 1 to 252 and encodes 83 amino acids. The transcript has 2 exons. The record is from RefSeq and is a predicted model, not a curated record. Lineage: Eukaryota; Metazoa; Nematoda; Chromadorea; Rhabditida; Rhabditidae.